UAUUUCAACAGGAUAAAGAUGUUCCGGUUCCAGAGCUGGACACUGCAGCUAACAAAACAUUCUUCAAGUCCACUCCGAAGACUACUGUGUGAAGCUACUAGCAAUUUACCAGUGUUAACAUUAUUCACAAAGAAACCAUGUCCCUUAUGUGAUGAAGCCAAAGCAAUGCUUGAGCCAUAUAAACAUAAGUUUAUUUUUCAGGAGGUGGACAUCACCCUUCCGGAUCACAGAGCCUGGUAUGAAAGAUACAAAAAUGACAUACCAGUCUUCCAUUUGAAUGGGCAAUUUCUGAUGAAGCAUCGUAUGUAUAUAGAAGAAUUGGAGAAACAGUUGUUGAACAUAGAGCUGCAAGAUGGUGGCAAGGGGUGAAGGAAAUGAAUGGGUUGCAAG
Molecule: messenger RNA, 390 nt
Organism: Euleptes europaea (tarantolino)
Lineage: Eukaryota; Metazoa; Chordata; Lepidosauria; Squamata; Sphaerodactylidae
Gene: C4H5orf63
Product: chromosome 4 C5orf63 homolog
Exons: 3
Coding region: 19-369 (116 amino acids)
Source: RefSeq, a predicted model, not a curated record